CGAAUGCCCCGCCCACUUCAGCACACCUGCUUACAACAAACAUGGCUGCCACACGAGUUUUGGGCAACUUGAGCGCCGAAACCGCCGCUUUCUUCCUCUGCGACAUGCAGGAGCGAUUCCGACCGGCCAUCAAAUUCUUUCCGGAGAUCCUUCAAAUCGGACAGAGGCUCGUGGAGGCCAGCAAAAUCCUGGACAUCCCGCUAAUCGUAACGGAACAGUACCCAAAAGGGCUGGGCAGUACCGUAGCGGAGUUGGACGUUAGCAGUGCAAAGGUCGUGGUCCCGAAGACGAAGUUUUCCAUGGUGGUGCCGGAGGUGGAGGAGGUACUGAAGUCCAUGGCGGGGCUGCGGAGCGUGGUGCUGUUCGGGAUCGAGGCGCACGUGUGUGUGCAGCAGACGGCGCUGGACCUGCUGGCGCGGGGCCUGGAGGUGCACGUCAUAGCGGACGCCACUUCGUCCAGAAGUCAGAUGGACAGAGUGUACGCCUUCGACCGUCUGCGGCAGGCGGGCGCGGUCCUCACCACCUCAGAGAGCACCUUGCUGCAGCUGGUCGGCAAUAAGAACCACCCCAAGUUCAAGGAGAUUCAGGGACUUAUCAAAGUUAGUGCACCUGACUCAGGACUGGUGCCCAAGAUGUGAACUUGUUUCACCUGGUGCUGAUCAGCUCUAGCCUGGGUACC
Branchiostoma floridae (Florida lancelet) is the source of this 679-nucleotide messenger RNA. Its product is annotated as isochorismatase domain-containing protein 1-like. Lineage: Eukaryota; Metazoa; Chordata; Leptocardii; Amphioxiformes; Branchiostomatidae. The record is from RefSeq and is a predicted model, not a curated record. The transcript is spliced from 2 exons. Bases 42 to 638 code for a protein of 198 amino acids. Gene Ontology annotation, cellular component: cytoplasm.